AUGGCGGUAGACGACUCAUUCAUCCCAGACCAGGGCUUGUCAACACCACCCGAGGACGACCCGUCGGCCGUGUGGCCUCCUUUCCACAUGGCCUCCCUAAAAUACGAUGCCAAAUCUACGGACCCUCCUCUCAUCGAGAGGAACUCCUCCAUAAAAUCUUACACCACUUCGCGGGCAACCUAUCCCAAACUCCGCGUCUUUCACCGACGACAUCAACACGCCGACAAUCUCCCCACUUCCCCAGCACCCGUCCCAUUACUAGUGUUUGUCCACGGCCUGGGCGGGUCAGUCGCGCAGUUCAGCCCCCUGCUCACCAGCCUGACCCCGAUCGCCUCCUGUCUAGCGGUCGACCUACCAGGAUGCGGUGUCUCCGAGUUUACGCCCCGGGCGUGGGACGCCUACUCGACCGAUGCGAUGGUUGAGCUGCUCGAGACGGUGAUCGAGGACCACCGCGAAGCCGACGCCGGUCAGGGCGUGGUCCUGAUCGGCCAUAGCAUGGGCUCGUCUCUCGCUGCUCUACUCGCGAACGCCCGCCAGCCCAAGACAAGCUUGCAUGAACAUGUCCUCGGUGUGGUCGGCAUCUGUCCUACCGCGGGACAGUUCACCCGCGAACGGGUACGCCUGCUGCGUGCAGCACUGUGGAUUCCCGGGUUCAUCUUUAACUUAUGGCGGGCUUGGGACAAGCGUGGGGGGUUGGAGAGCCCCAGUGUGCAUCGGUUUGUUGGUUCGGACGCCGAUGCUGAAUCGAAGAGGCUGCAGUACAUGUUUAACUACCAGAGCAAGACGCCUGUCUGGCGGCGGAUGGCGUGGGGUGCGCUACCUGUCUACACAAAGGGGGAGGUCUCGAACGGGAUCGCCUCGCUGGAUGUCUGGGCCGGGUUGGAUCUACCGGUGUUUCUGGUCGGGGGGACGGAUGAUCAGGUCGUACCCCCAGGUGAGGUUGACAAGAUUGUAGCAGCUCUUUCGGAGAGCAAGUCGGCGUCCACAUCUAGCGUGGAGCAACACCACCUACAACAACAACAGCAGCAGCAGCAGCAGCAGCAGCAAACGCAGCAGAAACAACCACAACAACAACAACCACCCUCCCCUUCGUCAGACGGAACGAUAACACCACCACCACUUCCAUCUCUACCCCAACACCCCAAAAAGGUGGUAGUCAGCACCAAACUCCCCAGCCCCGCCGGCCACGGCCUACUCUACGCACCCGCCACUGUACCCGUUCUAGCCGGGCUCAUCUCCGACUUCCUCUCCACCCACGUCACCGGACGCCUCUCACUCGGGUGGCAGCUCCAGUUCCUCUGCCGCGACGGCAAAUGGGACGUCAAGAACCUCGAAAAGUGGCGCAACGUCGCUCCCGUAUCCGGCCCCAUCGGCUGCAGCCACGGCAACGGCCAAGCCAACGGCCACGGCCAGGGCGACAGCGGCAUCUUCCGCGCCAUCAAAACCCUCCGCGAAGUAGACGAGCAACACUGCCCACGCGUCUUCGUCGAGCGCUGGGGCAACACCAUCAAAGACGUCAUCGACAUCUCGCACGACAACCCAGUCUACAACCCGCGCAACCUCGAGCAAGGCGGGAUCCGCUACCACAAAUACGGCACCCUGUCCAAGGUCCCGCCCAACGACGGGGAGAUCACGGGGUUCAUUGAGUUGGUGGAUAAGAUCCGGGCGGAGCAGAAGGACAAGGCCCAGGCUCAGGGGUGGGCGGAUGGGAGCUAUGCGAUUGGUGUGCAUUGUCAUUAUGGGUUUAAUCGGACGGGGUUCUUAAUUGCCUGUUAUUUGGUCGAGCGGUGCGGGUUCACUGCAAAGGAGGCCAUUGAGGCGUUUGCGAGGGCAAGGCCGAAUGGGAUUCGUCAUGAGCACUUUCGGGAUCGGCUGUAUUCUUCCCAGUCCGAGCGGACACCGCUCCUCACGGACCGUCCGCCCAACGCCGACGACGGCGAACGUGACGAUGCCGCCGCGCAACAAACACCCGCUUCGGGCCCCACCGCCCGCCGUGGCACCCGCGAGGUGAUCCUCUUCGUGUGGGCCCUGCUCGCCACCGCCGGCGUCGUCGUCCUCGCGGUCGUCCUGCAACACCACAACAGCACCUCGAACCCUCACCCCGUGCCAUCGAGCCCCCCUCCGCCCCCGAUUGCUCCGAGCGAUCCCUCCACCGGUGGCCCGUACAAGAAGCGCAACCUCAUCUUCAUGGUCUCCGACGGCAUGGGCCCCGCUUCCCUCUCCCUAACCCGCUCCUUCCGCCAACACACCUCCUCCCUCCCCAUCGACGACGUUCUCACACUCGACCGACACUUCUGGGGCACCUCCCGCACGCGGUCCAGCUCCUCCCUCGUGACCGACUCCGCCGCAGGCGCAACCGCCUUCUCGUGCGGCCGCAAGAGCUACAACGGCGCGAUCAGCAUGUUGGAGGGCCACCGCCCUUGUGGCACCGUGCUGGAGGCUGCGAAGCGCGCGGGGUAUGCGACCGGGUUGGUGGUGACUACCGAUGUGACAGAUGCUACGCCGGCGUGUUUUGCGGCGCAUGUGGAUGUGCGCGCGCAGAUGGAUGAGAUUGCGCUGCAGGAGGUUGGGGCGGGUCCGUUGGGGCGGAGCGUGGAUUUGAUUUUGGGCGGGGGGCGGUGUCAUUUUUUGAGUAAUGCCACGGCGGGCAGUUGUCGUGCGGACGAUGUGGAUGUAGUAGGGUUGGCGGAGAGUAAGUACGGGUGGGCGUAUAAGGGUGACCGGGCUGGGUUUGAUGAGCUGCGUGGGGGCGCGAAUGUUAGUUUACCGCUGCUGGGUUUGUUUGCGCACGCCGACGUGCCGUUUGAGAUUGACCGACGCAAUAUGGCGGAUGUAUAUCCGAGUUUGAGCGAGAUGGCGGCGACUGCGCUGCGGGCGCUCGCGGACGCGACCAAGGACAGCGAGGAAGGGUUCUUCUUGAUGAUUGAGGGCAGCCGGAUCGACCAUGCGGGCCAUUUCAAUGAUCCGGCUGCGCAGGUGCGCGAGGUGCUGGAGUAUGAUAAGACGUUCCAGCUGGUGUUGGACUUUUUGGACGAGUCGGAUACCGAGGGUGUGCUCGCGGCUACCAGUGACCACGAGACUGGCGGUCUAUCUAUCGCGUGGCAAGCCCCCGGCGAACUCCCCGUCUACGGCUGGCACCCCUCUGUCCUAACCGCAGCCAACGCCUCGACCGAAUACUGCUCGUUCCUCCUCAAGCAGCACAUCGCGGCCAACGCGGACGAGACCGACGAAGAACUGAUCGCCUGGAUCAACAACGAGCUGCUCGUCACCCGCCUCGGCAUCUCAAACGCGCUUGAGACCGAGCUUAGCGCGCUCGCCACCAACCCGGCUGCUGCGACGACGACCCUCUCACGCAUGGUGAGUGCGCGCGCGCGGAUCGGGUGGAGUACGCACGGCCAUAGUGCCGUGGAUGUGAAUAUUUAUAGCUCCGGUGGUAAGGCGGCUGAGGCGAUCCAUGGGAAUGUGGAGAAUACGGAUGUGGGGAAGUUUUUGGCAAGUUACUUGGCUGUAGAUGUUGAGGCGAUCACGAAGGAGUUGGAGGAGAAGUUGGUGGUAAACAGCGUGGAUGUGACAAAGGGGGAUGCUGAGGAGUGUAUACAUCUAAAUUCAAGUCCCACAACAACCUCCUAUUGCAACCCCAACUUAUAUCUUACUCCUACAAGAUCCCCCCUCCCAUUUCCCACUCACUACAUCCUACCCCUCUCUCUCCUCCGCACUCUUCCCAGCGACCAAUUGCCCGUCCGCCCCAACAACCCCCUGGUUCUGCCUCACGAACCGCGGCGGGCCAGACAAGAACCGGCUGCCGUCGGUACGACGACUGUUACUAGUGACGUUUCUGGGCCCGCUGGCACUGCCCGGGCUGUCGGAAGUGCCCGGGCGGCUGUUGGUGCUGGUGCUGCUGGUGCUGCUGGUCGGGAUGGGGGUGUUGCUGCGGGUGCUGGUGGCGCUGGUGGUGCGAGCGGUGCCCUGGGGACUGGUGUUGUGGCCGGGAGCGACGCUGAAGCUGGCUUUUCUGGGGGUGGUGGGGGCUAUGGGGGUGGGUAUCUUGCUGUUGUCACUGUUGUCGGUGUUGGUGAUGUUGUCGAAGGUGGUGGUGCGCUUGAGGUCAUUGGUUCUGGAACUGCCACUGGUGGUGUUACCGCCGCUGAUGUUGCGGUUGUUGCUGUGGCUGCCUGA
This is a messenger RNA of Dichotomopilus funicola, 4176 nucleotides long. RefSeq names its product alkaline phosphatase. Gene Ontology annotation, molecular function: protein tyrosine/serine/threonine phosphatase activity; alkaline phosphatase activity. NCBI's taxonomy places the organism in Eukaryota, Fungi, Ascomycota, Sordariomycetes, Sordariales, Chaetomiaceae. Gene Ontology annotation, biological process: dephosphorylation. The transcript has 7 exons. Bases 1 to 4176 code for a protein of 1391 amino acids. The record is from RefSeq and is a predicted model, not a curated record. Gene Ontology annotation, cellular component: fungal-type vacuole membrane.